UUUCUGAUCACAGAUCGCACACAAUAGAACGGACUAAACGAAAAUAAUAAUACUGCGCAACUCAAACAUAAAUCCUAACUAUCGGUCGUCUCUCUGCUUUAUUAUUAUUUCGGAAAUCAUCCCGUCCGGUAAUCUGUUGGCAAUUUCCAACAUAUUAUUAUUUUCGUUUAUACACGAAAUAACCGCGUAGAAAUCCGGUCAUGUCAAGUCGAAGUUUACGGUCGAAACAGUCGGGCAAGUCUGGUGAAGUGGUGAAAAGUGCAAAUGAUGGUGUGCAAACGGUGGUCACGGAAGAUCCGGAGGAGUCCCAUCCCGGCCAUACAUGUCAGGUGUGCCGAGGAGAAGACACGGAUGAUAUGGUGAGGUGCGACGAUUGCCUGAAAUGGCAUCAUUUCCAAUGUGUCGGAGUCACGCAGCAAGUCGAGAAUUAUUCCUGGAGCUGUACCAAAUGCGAAACCGCGAAAGGUGUCCAGGCAACAAGUUCAACUUCUGGUGCAGUCUGUCCUCAAGAAAGUGGUGGUCAUAAAAAGCGGUCGACGGCUCCAUCCGUCACAACUGUGCAGUGGCAAGUUGGCGAGAAGAAGAAUUCAUCGCGAAACGCAUCGAAAACGUCUGUUGCAUCGAGUCGCUCCUCACAAGCCCUUGCGAAACUGAAACUUCAGAAGCUGGACGAAUUGAGGGCUAUUGAGCUGCGGGAAGCGGAACUGAAACGAGCAAUCGCAGCGGAAGAAGCAAGGAAAGAAAAGGCCUAUUUAGAACAAAAAUAUCAACUGCUGGAGGAAGCCUUAAGUGAGGAUGAUUCGAGUAGCAUUGUGUCAUUAAGUCGCAUGAAGAACUGGGUGGAAGAGCAACAUCAAGAAGAGGCUUCAGAUCCAGAGCAAGAUCCGGAAGAGGAGAAUCAGCUUGACCCCGAUGGCCAACCAGCCGUCGUUCAGGGCCAUCCGGCAACAUUUUCAAUACCGGACCCGAUUCCAAAUCCUCGACAACAGUACCCGAUUCCAGAACAUCCAAUGCCGGUUCCGAAUCUUACUCCUCUACGUCCGGUUCUAUCGCAUAAAUCGCCGAGGCCUGUUCCAGCUGUAAAUUAUCCGCAGCCGUUUCCGAUUCCAGAACCGUUAGGAGUAUUUCCGGAUCCAGGACAUCCUCGUUCGGUAUCGACACCGAAUCGUAUGCACCCGGUCCCGACUCCUGGUGCUCCAAAGGUAGUUCCGAAUCGUGGAUCUCCACGCUUGCUCCAGAUUCCACAACAAUUAUAUCCGAAUCCUGAUCUGCGGCGUUCGGAAUCACCACGACCUGUUCCAGAUCCUGUUCAAAGAAAUCCACGACCGGUACCUGUUCCACGACACCCGGAACCAGAACCGAUUCUUUCGCAUCCAGGCUUCGAUCCCAGCCCGGAUCCUCCGAUGCCUAUGCCGUUUCCAGUUCAGGGUACUCCGCAAAAUCAUCCGAAUUUUCCGCCUAGACGAUCCAGUCGACCUCACGGUCGCGAAGAGGACGAUUUCGAUCCAUGUCCGCUUACUCGAAAGCAAUUAGCUGCACGACAAGCUAUUUCAAAGGAUCUACCGAUGUUUUCUGGAAAUCCUGAGGAAUGGCCCCUCUUCCUCUCAACCUUCAAUAGCACUACAACAAUGUGUGGGUUCACCGACGAGGAAAAUAUAGUUCGUUUGCAGCGAAGUUUAAAGGGUCGAGCAUACGAGGCGGUAAAAUGUCGGCUGAUGCAUCCUUCCAACGUCAAUGGAGUUAUGUCGACACUGAAGAUGCUGUUCGGGCAACCUGAGGUGAUUGUCAACUCGAUGAUGGCGAAGAUCAACUCCCUACCAGCGCUGAAAGAGGAUAAACUGGAAACACUCGUAGACUUUGCCGUCAACGUCGAAAAUUUCUGUGCGACAGUGGACGCGUGUGGACUGGAGGAGUACCUCUACAACGUGACCUUUCUCCAUCAACUCGUCAACAAGCUGCCUUCUUCCAUCAAGCUGAAUUGGGCACAAUACAGGCAAUCGCUUCCGAUGGUCAACCUUCCGUCGUUCAGUAGCUGGCUGUAUUCUCUAGCAGAGGCUGCCAGCGCGGUGAUCAUUCCCAACAACGGUUUCGAUCCUAAACCUGUUCGAAACGAUAUUCGUGGAAAUAAAAAAGGGAACUUUGUCAAUGCACACACUGAGGAAUCGCCAUCGGAUCAUCGCACCGCGGCAUCAUCCAACGCGAAAGUGGUCCAUGAUAGCUGCCCCGUAUGCAAGGGAACCUGCAAGUGGAUCGCCAAAUGCAAGAGCUUCAUAGAGUUCUCCCGUGAUUCACGCUGGGCUACGGUACGAGACCUCGGCCUAUGUCGGAGAUGCCUACGCCGGCACAAUGGAGGAUGUCAAGCCAAGCUAUGUGGAAAGAAUGGGUGCGAGUUGAAGCACCACGAGUUGCUGCACAACGAUCAGAAGAACACGUCGUCAUCCACGAAUACGUCAUCCAAUACCACGAACAAAUCUACAUCAACUCAGCGCAACGACCCUGCUCAACCAGGAAAUAGUACGUCCGGGCACGGCUGCCAUACUCAUCAGGUUACGUCCAGUCAGGUUCUUUUCCGCUACUUACCGGUCGUACUUCAAGGAAAACACGGUUCGAUCCAGACAUUCGCCUUCCUGGAUGAUGGGUCGGCGCUCACACUUCUCGACAAAGAGCUAGCCGAUGAGCUGCAGCUUGAAGGGGAGCCAAAGCUUCUGUGUUUGCACUGGACAGGAGGAGCGCAACGACGAGAAAACAGUUCGAGAGCAGUCAGUCUGGAAGUGGCGGCAGCACAUCAUCCUUCCAAGAAGUACACCUUGAACGGCGUGCGCACAGUAAAUGAACUUCUGCUUCCAUCGCAAACGCUCAACGUAGAGGAACUUCGUAAACUGUAUCCUCAUCUAAAGGAUUUGCCGAUUGCUUCGUAUCAAGAUGUUCGGCCGAGAAUCCUGAUCGGUAUGAAGGAUCAACACCUCAGUCUAGUCCUGAAGAGCCGAGAGGGUAUACGAAACCAACCGAUCGCCGUGAAAACCAGACUAGGCUGGACAGUUUGCGGAGGAGGAAACCAAGACGAUGCCAGUAAUCUGGUGCACUCAGUUUUCCAUGUGUGCCCAUGCGAAUCACAAACGGAUGAGGAUCUACACAAGGCGAUGAAAGAAUAUUUUGCAAUUGAUAGCUUGGGAGUUGCGCAGCCGAGAAGAGCGCUUUUGUCUGCAGAAGAUGAACGAGCUAAGUCCCUGCUGGAAUCUCGCACCGUGUUCAAAGGAGACCGUUACGAAACCGGCCUGUUAUGGCGCUACGACAAUAUUCGUCUACCAGAUAGUCGCCCGAUGGCUCUACGCCGGCUACAGUGCCUCAAGAAGCGAAUGGACAAGGACCCAAAGCUCGCUGAAACGUUGCAUCAGAAAAUCGCCGACUUCGUCACGAAAGGAUACGCCAGAAGACUCACCGACGAGGAACUAAAACAACCAUUGCAACGGGUUUGGUAUCUGCCUACAUUUCCGGUGACCAACAUCAACAAGCCGGGAAAGAUCCGAAUAGUUUGGGACGCUGCGGCCUCCGCGUGUGGAGUAUCGUUGAAUUCAGCUCUACUGAAAGGUCCGGAUCAGCUCUGCGAACUGUACACUAUCCUGAUUCAGUUUCGAGAAGGCCGAAUCGCACUUACUGGAGAUGUGCGCGAGAUGUUCCUGCAAGUCCUCAUGCGUUUGGAAGAUCAGCAUUGCCAACGAUUCUUCUGGUUCGAUGACGACGGUAACAUUGUUGUCUACGUCUUACAGGUGAUGACGUUUGGAGCCUGUUGUUCUCCUAGCAGUGCCCAGUAUGUCAAAAACCUGAACGCCGAGCGCUUCAAGGCAGAAAAUCCAGCGGCAGUUGAAGUGAUUCAGAAACGCCACUACGUUGACGAUAUGCUGGUUAGUGUUGAAACCGAAGAUGAAGCUAUCCAACUUGCUCAACAAGUGAAGAAGGUGCAUUCGAAAGGCGGAUUCGAGAUCCGUAACUGGAUUAGCAACUCUAAGCGUGCCGUGGAGGCUCUACAAGAGGAACACACGGAAGAGAAGAACCUCGACCUGUCGCCAGAAUUAGCAACUGAGAAAGUGCUCGGAAUGUGGUGGUGCACUGACUCGGAUACUUUUACGUACAAAGUAGGAUGGACUCGCUACGGACAAGCGCUUUUGGAAGGUAAACGACAUCCAACGAAGAGAGAGAUGUUACGCGUUCUCAUGUCCAUGUUCGAUCCACUCGGACUGAUCGCGCACUUCCUCAUGUACUUGAAGGUUCUGCUUCAGGACGUAUGGCGUUCCGGAAUCGACUGGGACGACGAAAUCGAUGAUGCUCUCUUCGACAAGUGGCAAACAUGGCUGCAAGUACUGCCACAAGUUGAACAAAUCAGCAUUCCUCGAUGCUACCGCACACGAACCACUCCAGAUUGUGAAGAUAUCCAGCUCCACACGUUUGUAGACGCUGGUGACAACGGGAUGGCUGCGGUCUGUUAUCUACGCUUCGCUCAAGACGACGUAGUGGAAUGCCGAUUGGUGGCUGCUAAAACCAGAGUCGCUCCGUUGAAAUUUCUAUCCACUCCUAGAUUAGAACUUCAAGCAGCAUUGGUCGGCGCCAGACUAGCUCGCUCCGUAUCGAAUGCCCUCUCAGUCCGAAUCUCCUGUUGCUACUACUGGUCGGACUCGCAAGAUGUACUGUGCUGGAUUAAUUCCGACCAUCGACGUUAUUCGCAAUUCGUCGCAUUCCGGGUUAGCGAGAUCCUGGACACCACGGAAAUGAAAGAGUGGAGAUACGUUCCAACAGAUCUGAACGUAGCUGAUGAUGGAACAAAAUGGAAAGGACUUCCUGAUUUGGCCCCGAAGGCGAGAUGGUUCAACGGCCCCGAGUUCCUACAGUACCUGGAAACAGAUUGGCCGCGUUCACCAACUAGAACGAAUUCCGUCAAUUUAGAACUUCGCCCUAGUGUAUUGACGCACUUCAUUGCCCCAGAGCCGAUAGUUAGCACGAGCAAAUUCUCCAGCUGGAAGCGAUUGGUUAAAGUGGUCGCUCUUGUUCAACGGUUUCCCGUCAACUGUAGGCUGAAGAAACUGCAGAAGCCAAUCGUGAGCGGACCAUUCUCCGACCGCGACAUAUCCUCCGCCGAGUCGUACCUAAUUCGUCAAGCCCAACAAGAAGCCUACCCGGACGAGAUAGCAGUUCUUCGGAAGCAGCAGCAGCAGCAGUGCUCGGACCAACCUUCGACUUCGAUUCCCAAGUCAAGUGUGCUGCACCAGAAAACACCCUGGAUGGAUCAGAAUGGGAUCCUGAGGAUGCGAGGACGUAUCGCCGCUUGUCAUUACGCGACCGAAGAUUCUAAGCAUCCUGUAAUACUUCCCCGUGACCACCCCACCACCAAGUUAAUCGUUGCACAAUACCACCAAAAAUACCACCAUCAGAAUCACGAGACCGUGAUCAAUGAGAUUCGCCAAAAGUACAGCAUACCUAAACUUCGCAUGACCUACACGAAAGUGCGAAGAGACUGCCAACGCUGUAAAAACGACCGAGUAAUUCCACGCCCGCCGAUCAUGGCUGACUUGCCGGCGGCACGACUUGCCGCUUUCGAACGCCCUUUCACCCAUACUGGCGUUGACUUCUUCGGGCCGUACGAGGUCAUCAUUGGCCGCCGAGUUGAGAAACGCUGGGGGAUGCUCGCUACCUGUCUCACGAUACGUGCGAUUCACAUCGAAGUCGUUCAUUCCCUCAACGCUGACUCGUGCGUCAUGGCAAUUCGGAACUUCGUGGCCCGACGAGGAAAACCACGAGUGAUCUAUAGCGACCGGGGCACCAAUUUCAUCGGAGCGAACCGGGAGAUGACGGAAGCGGAAAAGCUAGUGAGCCAAGAGGAGCUAAUGAAGGAGUUCAUCGAUGUCAACACGAGCUGGGAAUUCUUGCCUCCCUCUUCCCCGCACAUGGGUGGUAGCUGGGAACGCUUGAUCGGUUCCGUCAAAAAGAACCUGAUGGCGAUCCUACCAGCACGGAAGCUUUCGGACGAGGUCCUGCGGAACCUGCUCACCGAAAUAGAAGGCACGGUCAAUUCCCGACCGCUAACACACGUUCCAGUUGACGACGAUUCAGCUCCAGCCUUGACACCCAACCACUUCCUACUCGGGGCAUCCAAUGGAAUUAAGCCUCUCUGCACCCUCGAUGACAGCGGUGCCGUGCUGCGCCAAAAUUGGCGACUAUCUCAAGUCCAAACCAACCUGUUUUGGAAGCGCUGGGUAAGCGACUACUUGCCCGAGAUAACUCGCCGUACCAAGUGGUUCGUCCAUACGAAGCCGAUCGAGGUCGACGAUAUAGUGGUCAUAGCUGACCCGAAGAUGCCACGGAACUGCUGGCCGAAGGGCAGGAUCAUAUGUACCCAACCUGGACGAGACGGCCAACCCAGAUCAGCAACAGUUAGGACAUUGACCGGGAUCUACGAGCGUCCGGUAGCCAAGAUAGCCGUGCUAGACGUGCGGCGCGGAACGGAGUAA
Molecule: messenger RNA, 6500 nt
Organism: Ochlerotatus camptorhynchus
Lineage: Eukaryota; Metazoa; Arthropoda; Insecta; Diptera; Culicidae
Exons: 2
Coding region: 201-6500 (2099 amino acids)
Biological process (GO): DNA integration
Molecular function (GO): nucleic acid binding
Source: RefSeq, a predicted model, not a curated record